Molecule: messenger RNA, 2316 nt
Organism: Penicillium atrosanguineum
Lineage: Eukaryota; Fungi; Ascomycota; Eurotiomycetes; Eurotiales; Aspergillaceae
Product: LIM domain protein
Exons: 3
Coding region: 1-2316 (771 amino acids)
Source: RefSeq, a predicted model, not a curated record
AUGCACACACAUACCAAACCUCUAGGCCAGCGGAAGGUUUCUCCUCCUGGGCCGACUUUCAUGUCGAAUGACCAGAUGGCGAAUUAUUUAAAAGACCUACGAACAAAUAAACCAAGUCGUCCUAUUGGAUCUCGCCCGAUUCCAGGCAGGUCAGCGGUGUCGACUUCCAAUCUUCAAGAUAACCUUCCUCCCCGCGCAGCAUCUGCCUUCUCCAUGUAUCGACAACCCGACAGCCCCCCCGAAGAGAAUCCUCGUUCGGGUAGCGCUAUGUCUCACCGUCGAUCAACGUCACAGACCCCAGAGGGUGGGCCGUCGGGCCGUCCAUUAGCACAAGAGCCACGGUCGAUUUCCGUUCGCAAGAACGUGUUCCCUUCGCAAGUGUUUUCGCGUCCUGUGGCCGUGGCCGCGUCACCAGUCCCGUCUUAUCGAGAGAGUCGCCAGCGACACCAGGAAAAGGAAGAAGUGCGAUCUUUACGUGACGCGUUACAGGAGGUGGGUAUCGAGGAUGACGUGCGCAUUCAUCACGCUGCCCAGGAUGAGGCUACGGAGUUAGUGUGGAUGCAUCAGAACCCUGGUCAACAAUUCAAGAACCCAUAUGCGCCAUACCGGAAUCCGGAUACCAACAGGGACGGAUCCGUCCGUUCUCCGUCUCGAAAGAACUCUGAGUCUUCCAACACCUUCCAACAUUCAAUUGCUUCGCCGGGAUCUUCAAGUGGUCAUUCAAGCCCGGAGUUCGCAGAUAGCCGUGACUCGAAAGAGCGGAAGCGAUCGUCCAUGGCUGGCACUUUGAAGAAGAACCUCAAGGUCAACUUUGCAUUGCCCGGGGAGGAACCGCUCCAGCCCGUUGUCGAUGCUGAACCCAAGCCUCGGACAGUUAGCGGAGACUCCUCAAAGGGCGUUUUCAGGAACCCGGAUGAUCACAUCUACGAAGAGCCCAGCGACCCAGCUAAAGAGAUAGCGGAAGUCAAGCCUGACUUCUCCAGGUCUGACUCCUCGGCUUUGAAAAAUAAGCCGCGCAACGCUCUUCCACGUGCAACAAAGCCUCUGCCUUGGCUGCGUGAUCGCAAAUCAGGUGGUUCCGUGCAGGACAAGAUCUCCCGGUUCGAUAUUCACAAGAACACUCCCACCCAAUCACACAGCCCUAGUUAUAUUAGGAACGCUCCAGCUCCGUCGCCGCCUCCUUCUCAGGCCCAACCACCUGUUCCCACGAGAGAUGGCAAAGAGAUUCGAAGUGAUGACAUCCGGGCAGCCACGAGCAAAAGACUGGCCGACAGAAGCGAGAAAUUGCCUAUGCCAUCAGCUGUCAGCGAUCGAUUCGGACGCCCAAUCGUGAGUUUCGACCCGAAAUGGCAACCUAGUGAUCAACCAAAGCCCGUUCGCCAAAACUCAGCGCCAGCUGCUCCGGUGCCCAUCAUUGAGAUUGCAGCGCCCACAAUCGAAGUGUCGGAGCCGCCGCCGCCGAUUCCAGUUAUCAGCGUGCCCGACAUCAAGGAGCCGACCAUCGCUGAGUACAGCAAACCCACCCAGCAGCAACCCAAGUCUAUGCGACCCCUGCCGUCAACAAAUGGUUACAGCCGACAGGUUGCCCCAAGAAGCCAGGCGCAAGAUGCACAGAACCGCACGUAUACCCCAUACACUCGGUCUGGCGUUCCGACUGCCAGCUGCGAGGCCUGCUCCCACGGUAUCUCUGGAAAGAUCGUGACUGCUGGCGGAUGCAGAUUCCAUCCGGAAUGCUUCACCUGUCAUCAUUGCCAGACUCUUCUUGAAUGUGUUGCCUUCUACGAGGAGCCUGUAGCCAGCCGGGACGAAAGACGUGCGAAUCACCCAGAAGAUGAUGACGGAGUCCCGCGAUUCUACUGCCAUCUGGAUUUCCACGAGAUGUUCAGCCCCCGCUGCAAGAGCUGCAAAACCCCCAUUGAAGGCGAAGUUGUAGUCGCGUGCGGUGCUGAAUGGCACGUCGGCCACUUCUUCUGCGCUGAAUGUGGUGAUCCCUUCAGCUCUACAACACCCUUCGUUGAAAAAGACGGCUUCGCAUGGUGCCUCCAAUGCCACUCUCGCCGCACCGCUUCCCGCUGCCUAGGCUGCAAGCAGCACGUCCUAGACGACGUGGUCAUCACCGCCAUCGGCGGUCAGUGGCACGAGCGUUGCUUUGUCUGCCACGAAUGCGGCGACGACUUUGGCUCCGAGGGACGUUUCUUCGUUCGCGAGGGCGAGCCAAAACGCACAGCCAAGGGCCGUAUCAUCGGAGGUCCCGUGCAGCUGGCGAUUUGCGAACGCUGCGAGGGAAUUCGCCUCAAGGCACCGGGGAUGUGUUAA